ACUAUCUACUUCAUAGUAACAACAACUAAAAUACAAAAACAAUAAUAAAAUGAUUUCUAAAAUCUUGGUUGUAGCAGCCGUUAUUGGUUGUUCUGUGGCUUUACCUUAUGCAACUUCAUAUGCAUCCGUAAGCCAACAUCACGACGACCAUCAUGGCGGCCAUUACAAUCAUCACAACGACUACGAUUUACAUGAUUAUCAUCACCAAAAUAACGGCUAUAAGAAUCAUGUAGAGCAUGUAUAUCAUAAACAUGACAACCAUUAUGAUCAUCACGACUACCACCAUGAUAAUCACUAUGAUCAUCACGACUACAAUGCUCAUGAUGACCAUCAUGAGAAGUACCAUCAUCCCAAAUACGCUUUCAAAUAUGGCGUUGAAGAUGCUCAUACCCACGACAUGAAAUCUCAGGAAGAGCAUCGUGAUGGAGAUGUUGUCAAGGGCCAUUACAAGGUUGUGCAACCCGAUGGACGUACUCGCAUUGUUCACUACACAGCUGAUGAACACAAUGGUUUCAAUGCUGAAGUGACUUAUUCCGGACAUGCUGAUCAUGAUCAUCAUCACUACAACAAAUACUACUAA
Molecule: messenger RNA, 580 nt
Organism: Dalotia coriaria
Lineage: Eukaryota; Metazoa; Arthropoda; Insecta; Coleoptera; Staphylinidae
Product: histidine-rich glycoprotein-like
Exons: 2
Coding region: 50-580 (176 amino acids)
Cellular component (GO): extracellular matrix
Source: RefSeq, a predicted model, not a curated record